Messenger RNA from Vespa velutina, 3007 nucleotides. Its product is annotated as myeloid differentiation primary response protein MyD88-like. NCBI's taxonomy places the organism in Eukaryota, Metazoa, Arthropoda, Insecta, Hymenoptera, Vespidae. Gene Ontology annotation, biological process: Toll signaling pathway; innate immune response; MyD88-dependent toll-like receptor signaling pathway. The transcript has 7 exons. Gene Ontology annotation, molecular function: Toll-like receptor binding; TIR domain binding. Gene Ontology annotation, cellular component: plasma membrane. The coding region runs from base 375 to 1454 and encodes 359 amino acids. The record is from RefSeq and is a predicted model, not a curated record.
ACAUAUAAAGAUUAUUUUCUUCGCAUCUUUUUUUCUUAAUUUUACAAAAGUUCAUUUCAAAUGGUACAGUCAUUUCGAGUAGUAUAUCUGAAGAGUGAUGGUUUAUGUGCGACAUAAAAACACGCAGUCCAUAAGAUUAAUUUAGUCGCGCGUGAACGAUGCAGAUGUUAUUGUAGGUGUAUACGCUUAUUUCCGUUUAUAUUUUUCCUUUUUUUCUCUUUUUUCUUUUCUUUGUUUUUUUCAAUAAUAAUUACUAGUUAAAUUUAGCGUACAUCAGAUUGUAAGAGGAAUAAAAAAAAAAAAAGAAAAAAUCAAAUAAUAAUGCGAAUGGAAAAAGUAAUGUGGUUGUUGAGUGAACGUUAAUCAUUAUAACAAUGGAUUUAUCAAUGGUACCAUUAACGGCCCUAUCCAUAAGAACUAAAAAUACUAUUUCUAACCUAUUAAAUCCUACAAAAUUUCUUCCAUGCGAUAAUGGUUUACCCAGAGAUUGGAGAGGUCUUGCACAUUUAGCAAAUAUAGAAGGUGAACUUCUACCUUUGGUAUCGUCUCAUUCUGAUCAAACUAUGUUUAUUCUAAAUACUGUUAUAAAAAGAAAAAGUAAUGAUGAUAUUGCAAACUUGCUACAUAUGUUAUCUACGCUAGAAAGAUGGGAUAUUAUUGAUGAUAUUCAACAAUUUAUCGAUGAGGAUAUUAAAAAAUAUUUAGAAUGUUUGGAAAAGUCUCAAAUAACAAUUGAAGCGAUCGAGGAAAAUGUCGAUACUAAAGUACUAACAGUAGAUGAUAUUUAUAGAAUUAAACAAGGUUUAGAAAAUCAGAGAUAUGAUGCUUUUGUAUUGUAUGCUAAUGAAGAUAUUGACUUUGCAAAUGAAAUGAUAGAUCAGCUUGAAAAAUUCAACAUAAAACUUUGUGUAAAGGAUCGAGAUUUAAUAGGAGGUAUUAGUUUUGAACAUGAGGCUGUGAUGACUCUUAUAUCAGAGCGUUGUAAUAGAAUGAUCAUAAUAAUAUCUCCUAAUUUUUUUAAGAGUUCUGCAAACGAGUUUUUUUUGAAUUAUGCUCAAGCUGUAAGCAUUGAUAAGCGUCAGAGAAAAAUUAUACCUUGUUUAUACAAAAAGUGUGUACUACCGAUUCAACUUAGGUAUAUGUGUAUUCUUGAUUAUACUCGAGUCGGUUUAUAUGAUUUUUGGGGACGAUUAAGAGAUUCCAUCCAAGUUUCAAAUACAUUACAUAAUGAAAAUAUAAAGGAGCAAGAAUUAUUAAAAAUAACAUUCAAACAAGAAACUAAAGAAGAAAGUCAUGAAACCAUUCCUUAUUUGCCGUCUCUGGAUAAUUUAAGUACAUUAGAUAUUACAACAGAUUCAACGGAUAUAAGCAAAGAUAAAUCUAAAGAAAAUGAGUCCAAGAAGAAAAGAUUUAAAAAAAUUAAAACAAUUAGAAAGAUGUUGUUAAAGUCAUGAGAGAUAAAAUAUUUUUCAAUAAUUAUGUAAAAAUUCAUUUAUAUAAUGUACAUAUGUAAAUAUGCAAAUCUGUGACUAUAUAUAUAUAUAUAUAUAUACAUACAUGUGUGUAUGUGUGUAUAUAGAAUGUUUUACUUGACUUGGAUAUUUCAAAUGUCUACGCUACUUUUGACGAUAAAAAACAAUGUAAAUAAUAGAAGUAUUUUUUUGUAAUAUCUAUACUUCAAUUUUAUACCUCAUAUUAGAAAAUUUACAACUUCAUAUUCAUAGUAAAUUAAUAUUUAUUGUUUAUAACUCUAUUUUUUUAAUAUUUAAAAAACCAGGAACUAUAAAAUAUAUAUUUUUAAGAGAAUUAAUAUUAUCCUAAUGCAAUUAAUAUUGUUCUUUGCUCUUCUUCCUCCAUCAACUAUUCUUCUUUUUUUCCUCUUCGUCCUGCGACUCUACCUCUUCUUCUGUAUGUUCUUGACGCGGGAUUGCAAGGAUUACGUCUACGUUCUUGACGACCGAAAUUUUCAUGACUUCGCUGACGACGAUAAUGGCGAUUAUCUUCGUUCUGCUUUUGACUUAGAUAACAGACCCACUUACGAACGUUUUUAACAUUCUGCUGGACCGUUAUUUAAUUAAAUUAUUUUUACAAGUAAUCAAUCCACGAGUUUACUUCCACAAAUCCAAGGAAUAGUUUACAACGAAUAUCGUCGAUAUAAUAAUCUUCUAUUUUACUAAUCAUUGAUAGAAAAAUAAUUCUCAUUUUAUCGACUAUCAAAUUCGAGUCUUAUCGACCGCCAGUAAUAUCGAUAUAUUUUUAUUCUCGAUCAAUUUUAUUAAGGUAAUUAUUUGUACUAUAUAUUCCAAUAGAGUUAAUCAAAUAUUAAUACUACUAAUUAUUAUUAUUAAUUAAUACUAUUUAGAAAAUAUUUUACCAUAUAAGCGUCAUUCAACUGUAGGCACCGAAUGUAUUAUUAUUUAAAUAUUAUUUUAUCCAACUUCGCAUAUUAUUUAAAUAAAUAUAAAACUAUCGAAAGUAUUAAUUUUCAAAUAUUCACGUUUAAAAAGAGAGAGAGCUUCGAUGUUUACUCGUUGGAAUACAGAAUAGAACUGAUGCGUUAAUCGUGAAAGUCAAUCAAAGGUUUGUUUAUGUUGAUAUUAGAUGAAAGUAACGACUUCAAAUUCAAAAUUUAAUCCUAUUGAAAUAUCAAAUAAAAACUAUUUUAUAUUUGAGGAGUAUUCCGUGCUUUGUAACGUUUAAGCGAAUGUACUAUUGUUUAAAUAUUAAUAAUAAUAAUUAUUUUUUAAUUUAUUCAACUCCGCUAUCAGGUUUACUUUACGAAAUACGAAAGAUAAAUAACUGAAAAACUGUAAAUGUCGUUGAUAUACUUGUUUUUGUUUCUUUUUUUAUAAAAUUUAUCUUGACACAAUGAUUUAAUAUUUAAUAAUAAUACGAAUAAUUUUAAUAUUUAAUGGAUGUUAAGAUUAUUAGCUUUGUAAUGUUUAAACUAUUACACGAUUGUUAAUUUAAAUGUUAAUUAUACUCUGCUUCCACAUAUAUAUUUUAU